AUGUCUACGUCUCCAUUGGGCCUGCAAUGCCUCCGUGGUGCUCUGACAGGCCGACAAAUGCGUGCAGAUUUCGCGGAUUUGAGGGCGCAACGAAUCAAACAGCUAAUGGUAUUAGUGACUAGAUUGCGAACACUGAUAAUACGAACACUCCUCCCGGAGGACUCCGGACAUAUAGUUCUGGGAUCUGGUGCUGCUGCAAGAGAAGUGUUUGCAAACAUUCGCAGCCAGCAAGAUAUGCACUAUGAACUUCACUCAACCUACGCCCGUUUCGUCGUCGUGUCACCAUUGACUAGGACACGAAGACGAGAUGUCAACAUUGUCAUAUAUCUUCGAAACCCCUUGCGGGUAGAAAAGACAGAAAAGUGUUAA
Molecule: messenger RNA, 369 nt
Organism: Necator americanus (New World hookworm)
Lineage: Eukaryota; Metazoa; Nematoda; Chromadorea; Rhabditida; Ancylostomatidae
Exons: 1
Coding region: 1-369 (122 amino acids)
Source: RefSeq, a predicted model, not a curated record